AUGGCGGCGGUUACGAUGCCCUGCGCGUUCGCGCGGCCUGCGCUGCGCACGUCGGCCCGUGCGCCCCGCCGGCCGCUCCAGACUCGCCGGAGCGUCGCCGCGGCGGCCUUCACGUCCGAGAACCCCGCGAAGAUCUGCGUGUUGGGCGCGUCCGGAUACACCGGCGCCGACGUCACGCGCCUCCUCGCGUGCCACCCCCAGAUGAAGAUCACCGCCAUGACCGCGGAGAGCAACGCCGGCAAGCUCCUCGCUGACAUCUACCCCCACCUCCUGAACGCCACCGACGUCCCGCGCCUCAUCAAGAACGCCGAGGUGGACUGGUCGCAGAUCGACGGCGCGUUCUGCUGCCUCCCGCACGCGACGACGCAGGAGAUCGUCAAGACGAUCCCGAAGCACGUCAAGAUCGUCGACCUCUCCGCGGACUUCCGCCUGUCGGACGUGGAGACCUACGCCACGUGGUACGGCGGCGCGCACCUCGCGCCCGAGCUGCAGAAGGAGGCCGUGUACGGUCUCACGGAGCUCAACCGCGAGGCGGUGCGCGGCGCGCGCCUCGUUGCGAACCCCGGGUGCUACCCGACCUCGGUGCAGCUCCCGCUGGUGCCGCUCCUGCGCAAGGGCAUGAUCUCCACGAACAACAUCUUCAUCGACUCCAAGUCCGGCGUGACGGGCGCGGGCCGCAGCGCGAAGGUCGGCAUCCUCUUCUGCGAGGUCUCCGAGGGGAUGCACGGCUACGGCGUCGGCAGCCACCGCCACAUGCCCGAGAUCGAGCAGGAGCUCUCCAAGGCGAGCGGGAAGGACGUGCGGAUCUCCUUCACGCCGCACCUGAUCCCGAUGAACCGCGGGAUGCUCUCGACGAUCUACGUCGGGCUCGAGCAGGGCCAGACGGUGGAUGGGCUGCGCGCGGAGCUCAAGGAUUUCUACGCGACGGAGCGGUUCGUGACGGUGAUGGACAAGGGGCAGGUCCCGCACACGCGGUACGUGCGCGGGAGCAACUACAACUACAUCGGGGUGUUCGAGGACCGCCUCCCGGGCCGCGCGAUCAUCAUGUCGGUCAUCGACAACGUGGUCAAGGGCGCCUCGGGGCAGGCGGUGCAGAACAUGAACCUCGUGCUCGGGCUCGACGAGGGCGAGGGGCUCAUGCAGCAGCCCAUGUUCCCGUAG
This is a messenger RNA of Pedinophyceae sp. YPF-701, 1161 nucleotides long. Lineage: Eukaryota; Viridiplantae; Chlorophyta; Pedinophyceae. The record is from the annotation of a GenBank genome assembly.